UUGUUUUAUUUCUGUUCGUGGGUAUGUUAGGCAGGUUAGUUCUCUCACAUGAGCUUCGCGGGUAUCAAAUUAUGUAGUAGUCUAGUAGUUCGUUUGUACCUAUAUGUGUUUACAGUUGUAGUAGUUGCACUAUGAGCCACGUUUUCUGUCUACGAGGAAAUCGUGUAUAUAGCUAGCUAGCUAGGCCUCCCGUUGCUCGAUCUAGGCGAGGGUGUGCUAGCUCCGUAUUCUCGGUUUAUUUUCUUUCUAUGUGGGUUAACUACUAUGAAUGGAGGAUAAAUGUGGCCGAAGGCUGACAGCAGCAGUUUCGUCCUUGUCCUGUCUCUCCUGUUUGUUUUGACCCUAACGGAUCCACCACGGACAGGCCCUCGGCUAGCGUUGGCCAGGCUACUGUCAGAGCUGCGCUGCAGCCCUGGGCAGUUCGCCUGCCGCAGUGGGAAGAUGCAGUGCAUCCCGCUCGCCUGGCAAUGCGACGGCUGGACCGCCUGCGACGACAAGAGCGACGAGAUGGACUGCCCUCCUGUGAAGGAGGAGCGCUAUCGCUAUGGUAACGGCUAUGAGCAGGUGGAAGACGUGAUGGGGGUGGCCCAGCCGGUACGCUUCAACAAGAAGUGUCCGAGCGGCUGGCACCACUACGAGAAGACGGCCAGCUGCUACAAGGUGUACCUGCGCAACGAGAACUACUGGCAGGCCGUGGACACCUGCCAGAAGGUGAACGGCUCGCUGGCCACCUUCGUCACCAACGAGGAGCUGCAGUUCAUCCUCAAGAUCGAGGUGGACUUCGACGACAAGGUCUGCGGACGCAAGGACCAGUGCAAGUUCUGGGUGGGCUACCAGUAUGUCAUCACCAAUCAGAACCACUCCAUCGAGGGACGAUGGGAAGUGGCUUUGGCUUACAAAGUGAGUGAGCGCGGUGGUCCUCCAGUGCCGCCGGGCUCCAUGCAGGUGUUCCUGCCCCCCGAGGGCCUCGCCAGCCUGGGGGGAGAGGAGGCGCUGCCCCCCCAGGACAACGUCUUCUGUGCCCAGCUGCAGCGCUUCCAGAUGAAGAGCAUGAACGAGCGCGGCCUGCACAGCUGGCACGCCGAGAACUGCUACAAGAAGUUCCCCUUCCUCUGCAAGCGGAGGCAGACGUGCGUGGACAUCAAGGACCAGGUGGUGAACGAGGGCUACUACUUCACCCCCAAAGGGGACGACCCCUGCCUGAGCUGCACCUGCCACGACGGGGAGCCCGAGAUGUGCGUGGCGGCCCUGUGCGAGCGCCCCCAGGGGUGCCAACACUUCCGCAAGGACCCCAAGGAGUGCUGCAAGUUCACCUGCCUUGACCCUGAUGGCAGUAGUCUGUUUGACUCCAUGGCCAGUGGGAUGCGUCUGAUCGUGAGCUGCAUCUCCUCCUUCCUCAUCCUCUCCCUGCUGCUCUUCAUGGUGCACCGGCUCCGGCAGAGGCGCCGCGAGCGCAUCGAGACCCUCAUCGGAGGCAACCUCCACCACUUCAACCUGGGCCGGCGCGUGCCCGGGUUCGACUACGGCCCGGACGCCUUCGGCACGGGCCUGACGCCGCUGCACCUGUCGGACGACGGCGAGGGCGGGGCCUUCCACUUCCAGGAGCCGCCACCCCCCUACGCGGCCUACAAGUACCCAGACAUCCAGCACCCCGACGACCCCCCGCCCCCCUACGAGGCCUCCAUCAACCCCGACUCACUGCUCUACGUCGACCUGGCGAGGAACGGUAUGCCGGUGAGCAUGGUGGCUAUGGGCAUGACUGAUCCAGUCGAUGACCAUCACCACCACCACCACCAUCACAUGGCCAUGUCCCCCCCUCCCCCGCCGCUGCCCCCUCCUCCGCCCCCCCAGGAGCGAGAGGACUCCAUCGACAGCAGCACCUUCCUGGUGGGGCCCGACACCCCCACCGAGGGCCAGCCACCCCACCCCGACCACGACCCCCAUAACCACCACCACCACCAGCAGCAUCACCACCACAACCAGGGCCCCCCAGGGGACGACACCCCCGACAGCCCGGACUGCAGCAGUGCCCCCACCCUCAGCACGGUGGUAUAGACCCCACCACCACCACCCAACAACCACCGCCACCCAACUACCACCACCCUCCCCAGGAGCGAAGGAGUGAGAGGACGAGUGAUGGAGAGAGGUGGGGGAUGGGGUGGAUGGGGGGAGCAACAGACAAGAGCAACACGAGUGAUGAGAGAAGAUGAAUUGAAAACAAAGGAAAAGGGUGAUGGGAGGACGGGAGGGUGGGAUUGAAGAAUGAAAGGAGGAGAGGAAGAGGCUUUAUUAAGAAAAUAAGAUGAUGUGAAAUUUUCAAAAAGGAUAACACGAUGAAGAUCAUGUGAAGAAAUAAGCACCAUUUUUUUUGCUCUCGUCAUCCAGAAUUCAGAUGGAAAACUUGAGCCAACGGUGCGAAAAGGAGACCCUGGAAUCUUUAGAGACACUAAAAGAGGAGAGAUGGUGAUGUGCCAUUGGACGAAAACGAGCUGUGGGUGGAGCCUGGCAUCAAGGGCACACUGGAAUGAAAGGACCCAGAGUGUGUAUGUGUGUCUUUGUGUGUAUGCAAUUCUGUGUGUGUGUGUGUGUGUGAAUAUGAGUUAGUGUGGGUGUGUGUGUGUGUAUGUGAAAAUGAGUUAGUGUGGGUGUGUGGGUGUGUAUGCAAGUUUGUGUGUGUGUGUAUAUGCAAGUUUGUGUGUGUAUGUGAAUGGGUUUGUGUGUGUGCUCUGCGCGUUUGCCCCAGGCACGGCAGAAGGCGUGUGUUUUAAUUCCUCUUGUACAGAGCACAGGGACUUUUGUGAACAGACUAACUGGCGAGAUCGAGACGGUAUCUGGCCGCCACCACAGCAGAACAGAGGAGGGCCGCGCGCGCGUCAUGCUUCUCCGCUUUUUCUGCGCGACUCUUUUUGACCUUUUGUCAUCUCGCUAACGCAACAACAGCAGCUUGUGCUGGACAUGGUUCUGGUUUUGUUUGUGCUACGGCAGUGAUUCUCAAAGUGUGGUCCGGGGACCACUGGUGGUCCGCGACAGAGCUCAGGUGGUCCGCGAGGGGAUUUCUGCUUUUCCAAGACACACUAGCAGAAGGCUAUAUUUGUAACAUUAUUACAAAGCCAAACAUGUCUGAAGUCAUAUGUUCACCACAAUAAGACAGGCUUGUAAAUGUAAAUAAAAACGAAGUGAUCUGCAUCAAAUUUAGCGAUGUCGAAUUGGCACUUGUCAACUGUCAAUUCAGUUGACACGUGGUCCCUGAACAUUUUUGUUGGGACAAAGUGGUCCUCGGUCUAAGAAAGUUUGAGAAUCACUGUGCUACAGUCUCCCUUCAGCGUCCCGGGACCUGUACUUAGAAACUGGUUGAGGAGUAAAUCAGGUUAAAUUAGGAGGUAAA
This is a messenger RNA of Engraulis encrasicolus (European anchovy), 3385 nucleotides long. RefSeq names its product DiGeorge syndrome critical region gene 2 (gene dgcr2). Lineage: Eukaryota; Metazoa; Chordata; Actinopteri; Clupeiformes; Engraulidae. The transcript has 11 exons. The coding region runs from base 280 to 2055 and encodes 591 amino acids. Gene Ontology annotation, cellular component: membrane. Gene Ontology annotation, molecular function: protein binding. The record is from RefSeq and is a predicted model, not a curated record.